Messenger RNA from Penicillium atrosanguineum, 2649 nucleotides. Its product is annotated as putative C2H2 zinc finger domain protein. NCBI's taxonomy places the organism in Eukaryota, Fungi, Ascomycota, Eurotiomycetes, Eurotiales, Aspergillaceae. The transcript has 3 exons. The record is from RefSeq and is a predicted model, not a curated record. The coding region runs from base 1 to 2649 and encodes 882 amino acids.
AUGGACCAGUUUCCCAGCGCCAGGGUCCCCCCCGACCAAGACGGCGACGUGGCAGCCUCUAUUCUCACGCAAUCAACCGUGAGCGGUGGCUCCUACAAUGCCAUGCCACCCUUCGACAUGAACCAUGGAUUCAACUAUCCCUCCUCCGAGUCUUCCGAACAAUGUUAUGACCAGAGCCACCAUGCCCAAACUGCCUCAUCUGUCACAAGCUAUACGCCCAUGAACCUGUACAGGGUCGACUAUCUUCCUUACGAUAUGAUGUCAUCAACUGGCCCUGUUGACCCCCAAGACACUAUGCUGCAGGGAAUUACCGGCGGCGGGUCUUCGAUCAACACGGCCAUGCUCGCGAAUUUAGGAAGUAAGAACAUGGAAGAAGACCUGUCUGCCGCUUCAAACUCUCUUGGGCGGAAUGACGAGACAAGUGCUUUGAUUGGAUUGACUCGUGCUGAGGCAAGAGUCUCACAGCCGCCAACAGGGGACCCUGGCCCAGGACAGACCCUCAGGGAAUUCAACAUUGAUUACUGUAAGGUUCUAUUCGACGAGGAGUGCAGUCAGGAUGCAGUCCGCCAAGCCAAACAGAAGUGGGUUCUUUUGGGGGACCAUUUGGAUGCCUUCCAGAGACGUCAGAACUCCUCGACCGUGCCGCCUGAUCAUACCCCGCCAUCCUCCACCAAGUCGUCGACCGUCAACAGAUACAAAUGUCCGGAGUGUGAUAAAUGUGACACGAACAACAGAGGAAUCUUCACGCGGCAUGUCAAUGAUAUGCAUCACCCGAAAUGCCAAUUCAUCUGCUCCGAACACAGCUGUCCUUUUCAGAGACCUAGAAAACAUCAGCUCAAAGAUCACAUCCAGCUCAGACACAAGCGUGUGGCCACCGAGGAAGAGCUCGAGGCAUGCAGACGCGAUAAUGCUUGUCCACCUCUAUGCCCUUUCUGCUUUGUCAAUACAUCUUCGUGGAAAGAUUUUGAUAAGUGUUACCUUUUGCACUGUUCCUACGGGACCGGGAUAUCAUCUCGUCGUACAAGCGUCGACCAAGGAACCGUUGGAAAAGAGGAUACACUCAAUACCGACCAGUCACAGCCAGGUCCGAGCCCUGCGCCGGUUCAAGCACCGAGUAGAUCAACAAACACUCCUGGAGCGGUCGGCUACCAUCAUUCCGUCUUUGGGGGGAAUGGUCCAACACCGCAUCCCACGGUGCCUCCAAGUUCCUCCUCCUCCCCAUUCAGAGGCAACGCCGGUCCAAACUACCCCCCAGGUAAUGCAAAGCACCGCCCUAACACCGGACAGCCUACCCCAGGGCCUCGUCGCCCUCAUCACCAAUCCGGGCUCCCUAAUCGUAGUGCACAGAACCUGGAACAACGAUCAUACAGGCAAGGAUCUGGCCUGAGCUGCCGACGAUGCUCACACAAAUUCAACAAUUGCCCGACGUGCCACAGUUCAAAUAAAUCGACCCGCUUCUGCCACAAAUGUCCGGAUUUCCUUAUGAUCCUAGCCAGGGCUACAGCCAACCAUGAACAACAGAUGGGUGGCCCACCGCAAGGCGUACCAAAUUUCAUCGACCCAACUGUAACUUUGCUCAACCAAGGACAUCAGGCCCAGCCAAGUCCCAAUCAAGCAAUGCAAGGGCAGUAUCCAUCUGGUACCACUUAUUUCAGAGUCCCAGAUUAUAAUCCAAAUGGCGGCAUGGGCCCAGGGUUCGAUGGCCAGCAGAGAAACUACCGGACCAUGCCCGUCUUGGGUCUUGACGAGCCCGUCUUCAGCGAGUCCGAGAUGGUAUGGCCAUCGGCGCUUGAUAUCAAGACAACUUCGCUCAGCGGAUCUUUGCUCAAAAUGCUCCCAAUGAUAGAUCUGGAUCCAUUCAAGAAGUGGCUAUGCAAGCCGCUUCAAGGACUAGGGUCAUUGGCUCUCAGUGGUCUUGACUUCGUCACCCAGUUUGAUCCACCUUCAAGCAAAAUUGCAAUGGUGAACCCAGACUGCCAGUGCAAGUGUGCAUGUCGAGCUAAAGCCCGAGCUGAGCUAGCAUCAGGCCGCAAAGUCGAGAUGAAAUUUAAGCUGCGCCCUGUGUAUCGUGGUACCAGUCAUCUCCGCAGCCGGGUUGAGAUCGUGGUGAAGCUUUUAAAAUUACGCUCAUCCGUGACUGAGUCAAAGGCCAAAAGAGAAGAGGCCAAGUCAGCGAUCGCGCAAGCUUUCGAGCCGACCCUAGGCGACCGCGCCGAGGAAAUCACCAACUAUGAUUCUGAUGUUUCGGAUGAGUCGGAUGCCGAAUCUGUGUUUGAUGAAGAUGAAGAUGACACCGAUGCACUGUCUACAUCCUCCUCCUAUGCCGAUCUCCAGACUCUUGUCUCCACCAAGUCGAGCUCUUCCACCUCUCCGGUGGACUCGUCUGAUAACUCGUUGCUGCACUUCAGUGACGGUGAGAGUGAAGAAAACAAUGAUGGCGAUAUCCUUAUCGAGUUCAACUUCGACCUAGGCGCCGCCCUUUCCAAAUUGGAGAAAUGGACAGGUGGGUCGUCCAUGGAUAUGCUUUCGGACAUGUGCACCUCGGACCCUGGCCGACUCUUCGAGUACCUCACUGCAUAUAUCCUGUACGUGAUCAUGUCCUUGGCCCAUUCGCAAGACCAUGGCAGUCUACGCCGCUUGGACAAUUAG